Molecule: messenger RNA, 1434 nt
Organism: Engraulis encrasicolus (European anchovy)
Lineage: Eukaryota; Metazoa; Chordata; Actinopteri; Clupeiformes; Engraulidae
Exons: 4
Coding region: 228-1028 (266 amino acids)
Source: RefSeq, a predicted model, not a curated record
AGAUUCUAGUUUGAGCAUUCUAAUUUCAAAAGUAAAUACAUUGUCACUUUGACUUUGAAUGAGCAAGACGCAUCCACGGAAAGCCUUUUCUCCCAGCAAUUACUGGAUUUCUGGAAUAAUUACCUCAUCUCAGUUUGAAAACCUUCAUAUUCACGUUUGCUUGGUAGUUUUGUGUAACAGAAAACAUCUGCUGAGGCACAAAUACUGAUCCAAAAAAGUUCCUGACAAUGGAGCCUGGCUGUUUUGGGAAGGUUGGGAAGGUUGUUCGUGAAGCCUUUUCCAGCCUCCUGGAGAGGACCCGACAGCGCAGAGGCGCAGAGCAUCGCUGCAACAGCAUCCCUUCCAUGCAGGCCACCCCGAGCCUUACACACGGUAGAGGAGGGCUGGGUGCAGUGGAGGUAGGACUCGGAAUCUCCUCCCAGAGCUGCCCCAGAAGAAGAGCCCGACUUCGGGCCUCCGGCUGGAGGACGAGUGGGGAGGAGACCAAAACCGAGCUUGAAAAAAAGCUCCGCGACACUAUUUUGGAUCUCCAAGAGAAACGACGGGCCCAAAGGACAUGCUGGCUGAGACGUCCGGAACCGCUCCCCAAGGCAUCUAACAAACCGGAGGAGCAUGUCUUCGCGAGCGACCCCGUGACUGCUGAAGUCCCACAGGAGACAAUAGAGGCAGCAUCAGAUACGCAUGAUGCGACUGGCGUCGAUAAUACCAAUGUCCCAAGUUGCUGUCCCCUCAGGGGAAAGAAGGCCUACUCGAAGAUGUGGGAGGACACUGUGCUCCUGGGCCUUGGCCUUGGCCUGACCAUCACAAGUACCGCGCAGAGCUUUGGUAGCCUGCGCCAGCCAGGCAACCUGGGAAUGCUAGUAGUCCCCAUCAACACGAGGAGACGUGUACCAGUGAUGGGAGUGAGGGCUUUGUACUGGAGAGCAAAGCAAAUGGGAGUGCUGAUUGAAGGGAUGGAAGAGGGCGAUGGUACCUGUACAGGCAGGCCUAUUCCUUCUGGAUUUGAAGAUGCAGCCAGGGCAUAUUAGAAAUACACAGCCAUAGAUGGGAACGGCGGCAUACACCUUCGGGACUGGACAUGAUUUGUUGAUGAACUAUAUUACAUUGGACAAUGGGGUUCACAUAUGGGGAUAGAUGUGGACAUUCCUCAUGUUUGGCAACAGGAGCUUACACCUACACCACCUACUGCACUUUAUCACUGUGUAACCUAAAUUUAUUUAAAAAAUGGAUGGGAGUGGGGCACUUCUAUCAGGUUGGACCAUUUUGGAUUUAGGGGUUCUGACAUGGAUUAUGGUUUGAUUCUUAUUUGAUAUUCAUCAUUUUGAUUAGGCUAUUCACUUGACUAAUUACGCUUUAACAAACAUAUUAUUAUUAUUUACUAUUAUUUAUUUUGACAAAUAAAAAUAAAUGUAUUUUACAAUAAACACACAUUAU